This is a messenger RNA of Panonychus citri (citrus red mite), 333 nucleotides long. RefSeq names its product sensory neuron membrane protein 2-like. The record is from RefSeq and is a predicted model, not a curated record. Gene Ontology annotation, molecular function: scavenger receptor activity. Lineage: Eukaryota; Metazoa; Arthropoda; Arachnida; Trombidiformes; Tetranychidae. The transcript has 2 exons. Gene Ontology annotation, cellular component: cytoplasm; membrane. The coding region runs from base 1 to 333 and encodes 110 amino acids.
AUGGAUCAAUGGACUGGAUCUGAAUGUAAUACCCCUCGAGGGACUGAUGGAAUCCAAUUUCAACCCUUAAUUGCAAGAAAAACUAGAUUAACUGUGUUCAUUUCUGACAUUUACAGAUCGUUGGAUUUGACUUAUGUCGGGGAUUCUGAUUAUUUCGGGAUUCCUGGAUUUAAAUAUGUUCUUGGACCUGAAGUAUUCGACCCUCCGAGUGUUAAUCCAGCCAAUGGAUGUUAUUGUGUCCAUACAAGGGAAAAGAAAUCACGAUGUGAACACUAUGGUCUCCUCGAUUGUACCGGUGGAUUUUCUGGGCCUCCGAUUAUACAUAAUAACUAG